Molecule: messenger RNA, 948 nt
Organism: Paecilomyces variotii
Lineage: Eukaryota; Fungi; Ascomycota; Eurotiomycetes; Eurotiales; Thermoascaceae
Product: class II aldolase/adducin N-terminal
Exons: 3
Coding region: 1-858 (285 amino acids)
Cellular component (GO): cytoskeleton
Molecular function (GO): actin filament binding
Source: RefSeq, a predicted model, not a curated record
AUGGCCCCCUCUGCUACGGUUCUCCAGAACGAGGAUAACACCAAUGCUGUGUCUGGUGCACUCGGCUUGUCCAAGAACGGUCACAAACUCAGAAUCCGCUCGUAUCCUGUUUUUGGGACCUUAGAUGAAGAAAGGCUCUACCGCAAGCAACAUCUAGCUGCUGCGUUCCGUAUAUUUGCUGAGCGCGGGUUCGAUGAGGGGAUUGCAGGUCAUAUUUCGGUCCGCGAUCCAAUUCUGACUGACCACUUCUGGCUGAAUCCACUUUCAAUGCAUUUUUCCCAGAUAAAAGUGUCAGACUUGAUCCUUGUCGAUGAGAACGGUCUGGUGGUAGAGGGAGAAGAGCCGAUUAAUGCUGCGGCUUUUGCUAUCCAUUCCGAAAUACACAAGGCACGGCCAGAUAUCCACGCUGCGUGUCAUGCCCAUUCCGUUCAUGGAAAGGCUUUCAGUGUUUUUGGCCGAGAACUGGAUAUGAUUACUCAGGAUGCUCUGCGGUUCUACAAAAGCCACGCCGUGUACACCGACUUCGGAGGCGUGGUCCUAGACCGAGAGGAGGGCAAGCGUAUUGCCAAAGCACUUGGUAAGGGAAAGGCUGCAAUACUGCAGAAUCAUGGACUACUCACGGUAGGUAGGAGUAUUGACGAGGCCGCAUUCUGGUUCAUCAGCCUGGAGAAGACCUGCCAUGCUCAGCUUCUUGUUGAUUCAGCGCAACAUGGAAGUGGCCAUGAAAAGGUUAUCAUUAAAGAAGCCGAAGCAGAGUACACGGCUGCACAGGUUGGAGGGCCUGAAAAGGGGUGGCUUGGGUUUCAGCCGUACUACGAUGAAAUUCUCGCGAAGACAAAUGGUAGCUUUCUGAGAUGAGAAAGUUCUAUGAUUGUCUUCUGAAGCUUUGUAUUAAUCGCACAGUUGCAAUUAUUACUGUACCAGUGUGCCUUGCAUCCACAUAAGUGC